AUGUGCCGAAUGGUGACCUUCUCCGGCACCUGCCCCCGCUGCGCCCACGCCUUCACCUGGCACGACCUGACGCAGGAGCUCUCGUGCCUCGAGGCCAAGAACGCCGGCGUCUUCGGCGAGUGCCGCCGCGGCGCCCUGGUCGAGGCCCACAGCUUCGACCAGGAGUGCGACGCCUGCGCCGCCGACGAGGGCGUCGGCGGGCUGGACGACGACUACUACUACGACUACAACCACGAGUACGGGGAGACGACGGAGGGGGAGGGGAAGGAGAAAAAAGGGCAAGAAGCAGAGGACCAUGUCGUCGAUGACGACCUCCUUCUCGCCCGGGCACGGAAGGGGGAGAAGAAGAAGGCGGAGAAGGGCGGGGGCGGGAGCAAGGACGAGGCGCGCCGGAAGGGCAUGGUCGACGCCGACAGGGAGACGGCCGACGACAGCCGGAGAAGGAAAAAGCAGCGCAUAUCGUGA
Messenger RNA from Phialemonium atrogriseum, 465 nucleotides. RefSeq lists its product as uncharacterized. The transcript has a single exon. NCBI's taxonomy places the organism in Eukaryota, Fungi, Ascomycota, Sordariomycetes, Cephalothecales, Cephalothecaceae. The coding region runs from base 1 to 465 and encodes 154 amino acids. The record is from RefSeq and is a predicted model, not a curated record.